GGCUGCACCCGGUGGGGAGGCGCAGCUGGACGUGGGGGAGCAUCUGGGGUGAUGAAGCCCAUCUGAAGACCAGGGGCCAUGUCUAGGACCAGGAUGCACAUCUGGGGAGUAGGAUAGCUGCGAAUGGGAGGAGGGAACCACAGCUGGACUUGGGGGAGCGUCUGGGCAGGAAGGACCACAGACAAAUAUCGGUGACACUUGUGAGAAUUGGCCACAAGUGAAUGGGGCACACACCUGUGGGCGCAAAGUACGUACUGGAUGUGGAGAGGACAUCUGGAUAUGGGAGCAUCUCGGAGGCAGGGGCUACAGCUGGAUGUGGCGACCCAUGGGGUCACCUCUGGGAGAGGGGCAGCGGCUGCAUAUCGGAGAUACAUCCCGGGAGGAGGGAGCCACAGGCGCCCCAGGAUGGAGUCCCCACCCAGCACGGCAGGCCAGGAGGAGCAGGAGCUGCGGGAGCGGGCCUUCUUCUCGUGGGCCGAGUUCAGCCGCUUCUUCGACGCGUGGUGCCAGCAGCGGCUGGCACUCUUCUUCGUCAAGAGCUCCAUGCACCUGGCGCGCUGCCGCUGGGCCAGCGCGCCCCCGCUCUACACGCUCAUCGACGUGCUCAAGUACAGCUACGUGCGGCUCGUGUGCAAGGACGUGCGCGCCCCCAGCCGGCCCACCGUGGGGCCCCCCCAGCCCGGCUGCCCGGCCUUCAUCAUCGUCAAGCUGAGCCCGCUGCGGGACCGCCUCGUGGUGACAGAGUGCCAGCUGACCCACUCGCACCCGGCCUGCCCGCUCGAGUUCGCCUACUACUUCCGCCCGGGCCACCUGCUGGCCAACGCCUGCCUGCCCGUGCGCACCACCAACAAGAUCUCCAAGCAGUUCGUGGCCCCCGCCGACGUGCACCGCCUGCUCUCCUACUGCAAGGGCCGCGACCACGGCGUCCUGGACGCCCUGCACGUGCUCGAGGGGCUCUUCCGCACCGACCCCGAGGCCAAGGUGAAGCUGGUGUUCGUGGAGGACCAGGCGGUGGUGGAGACCGUGUUCUUCCUGACGUCGCGCACCCGGGCGCUGCUGCGGCGCUUCCCGCGCAUCCUCCUGGUGGACCGGCUGCCCGGGCUGCAGGGCGCGCUGGACCUGCUGGCGGUGCUGUGCGUGGACAGCGCGGGGCGCGCGCGCCAGGCCGCCUGCUGCGUGGCGCGCCCGGGCACGCCGAGCCUGCUGCGCUUCGCGCUGGCCUCGCUGCUGCAGAGGUCCCUGGGCGGUGGCUCGCCCGCCGCCUACGCCGAGGCGCUGGCCGAGCUGCGCGCCCACGGCCCGGCCGCCUUCGUCGACUACUUCGAGCGCAACUGGGCCCCGCGCCGCGACAUGUGGGUGCGCUUCCGAGCCUUCGAGGCGGCCCGGGACCUGGACGCGUGCGCCCUGGUGCGCGGCCACCGCCGGCGCCUGCUGCGCCGCCUGAGCCCCUCGCGCAGCGUGGCGCAGUGCCUCCGCGACCUGGUGGCCAUGCAGUGGGCCGAUGCGGCCGGGGAGGCGGCGCCCGAGGGCCCCGACGGCGGGGGGCCUUGGCCAGAGGGCGAGCCGGGGAGGGGAGCCCACGUGGAGAAGGAAAGGAUGAAGGGCCUGGAGAGCGGGGACUGGGCAGGGACCCCGAGAGAAGGAAGUAUUUGGCGAGGCGCCCAGUUGGAGAAGGAGCGGGCCCGAGGAGUGGAGGCCAGAGACCGGGGAGGGGCUCCGUUAGAAAGUGACUCGGGGAGAGGGCUGCAGGUCCAAGACUGGAGAGGGUCCCAGUCGGAGAACGAGCACUGGAGAGGGCCAGAGAUCAGAGACUGGAGGGGGACCCCGUUGGAGGCCGAGAAAGAUUGGGGACCAGAAGGUUACGUAGGGAGAGGGGCCUGGUUGGAGGACGGUGGGCCGAGAGCAUUGGAAGGGUAUACCUGGAGGAUGGCCCAGCUGGAGGGUGACAGCAUUAGGGUGCUGGAGACCACAGAGCGGAGGGGGGCCCCGUUUGAUCCUGAGAGGGCCAAGAGUCUUGAAGGGAGCACCUGGCGGGGGGGCCAGCUGCACGAUGAGAGGGCACACGGACUGAAAACCAGAGACUGGAAGGGGCCUCAGCUGGAAGCUGAGAAGGGAAGGGGGCUGGAGGUCAGGACCUGGAGGGGGCACCAUGUGGAGAAGCCCAGGGAGUUGGUCCCUGAGAAUGGAGACCAAAGGGGGCCCCAGUGGGGAGAUGAGAGGCAGAGAGGGCCAGAGGUUGGAGAAGAGAGGGAAGUGAGGUUGGGGGUCAAAAGAAGAAGGGAUCUGGAAGAUGUAGUUCUGGUCCAUCUGGGGGACACGAGGGUGACAGGCCUGGAGAACGGAGAGGGAGCCCGGUCUGUGGGCCCCAAGGGCCGAGGAGAACAAGGGAUGGGGUGUGGGGGUGCAGGAGGGAGGUGUCUAGGGCUGGGGAACGGAGUCCCGUGUGGGCCCGCCGUGGGAACUGUGUGUGACGGCGAUCCAGAAUGGGCAGGGACGCGGAGAGUGUGCCUGGCCGCUGGAGAGAGCCCGCAGGAAGGGGGUCAAGAAGAAGGUCCACGGGAACCAAAGAGGCCUUGCUGCCCCUCCGCAGAGGAGGAGGUGGACUGGGAGCCCCUGGCCAAGUUCCGAGCGGCCUGCGGGCCAGAGCUGGCGGAACUGGUGGCCGAAGAGCUGGCCUUCGCCAGGCAGCACGGGACCCGGGGUUUCCACUGGACUGGAGCUGGGUUUGCCCUUAAGGACGGAACCUCGGACUUCUUCCUGGACAGGGCCCUGACCCGCUGCAGCUGCUCUAUCCACGCCGCCCGUCGUCUGCCCUGCCGCCACCUGUUUGCGGCGCGCCUCCUCACGGGGGCAGCCUUAUUCCACAUGGACCUGCUCAGGGACUGCUGGGGGAGAGCCCCAGAGCCCUGACCCAUCGGGCCCCCGCCUGCCACCCUCCGCUGUGAGGGCAGGAGGGCGCUCUUCGAUCCCAAAGAUAACAGGGCUGAGGCCAAGGAGGCCACCUCAGUCCCUCUGGCCACUUCCUGUGUCAUCCAGGGACCUCACCUUGGCCGUUUGCCUCUCUGGGCCCUAGGGGAAGCUGACAGUGGUCUCUGAGGUCCUGGAGGCACAGUGUGGAAGAGGGUGGCGGCUAGGACGGCUCCUGAGGGCCUCCCUCAGGAGAGGAGAUGUGUGAUGAGACAGGGGAUAGAAGGGGGGGGGCAGACGGGGGGCGGAAGGAAGGAGGGGACAAAGCUGGGGGAGGGGAGGACACCAGGAUACGGGGAGAGCCCGGGCAGGAGCAGAUGGUCCGUCCAGAGAGUGCAGGGGUGAAGGAGAAAGCAAAGGGGAGUAUCAGACAAACGGAAGGGGGGAGGAAAGAGGAGAGAAGCUCGCAGGGAGACCCGCGGAGAGAGAACAACAGAGGCAGAAAUGGGGGAAAGCAGAGGGAGGCAGGAGAGAAGGAGGCCAGGGUGGAGGACAGAGGGGAAAAAAAGACGCAUGGAAAGGAAAGGUAUAGGAGGUAGGGAGAGAAGGAGCAAGAGGGGAGUGAUUUGAGAGUCCCCAAAGCCUGGACGCUUGGAUCCCCUUGGCCUUCUGGUUGGUCAUUUCCAGAAGAGACUGAAUGGGGGAAGGGGUAUGGGGGGAGGGGCGGAGGCUCUCCAGUGGGAGAAGGGAACAGUCUGGACUAUUGUGCUUCAAGAUCGGAAUAAAACAGUAUUAUUUUGGUUUC
Messenger RNA from Herpailurus yagouaroundi (jaguarundi), 3712 nucleotides. It is a transcript of the gene ZSWIM9, whose product is annotated as zinc finger SWIM-type containing 9. The record is from RefSeq and is a predicted model, not a curated record. Bases 259 to 2910 code for a protein of 883 amino acids. The transcript is spliced from 5 exons. Lineage: Eukaryota; Metazoa; Chordata; Mammalia; Carnivora; Felidae. Gene Ontology annotation, molecular function: zinc ion binding.